GAGCAGUGGAAUCUCCUUGCGUGUAGUGUACUGCGGGGGAGCCCUUACCCAUGGAUCUGAUCCGAAGCUUCCACGCGAAGCUACGGUCUCUGGCCAUCACCCUAGACAGCGAGACGGCUCGGCUGCAGCUAGCGCUGGACGGAGAGGAGAGCGACUGGGAAGAUUACCCAAUGAGAAUUUUAUAUGACCUUCAUUCAGAAGUCCAGACUCUAAAGGAUGAUGUCAGUAUUCUUCUUGAUCAAGCAAGUUUGGAAAGUCAAGAAAGCAUUGGUUUCAUAAAGGCAACAAAAGUACUGAUGAAAAAAAAUUCAGUGGAUAUCAUGAAAAUAAGAGAGUUUUUCCAGAAGUAUGGAUAUAAUCCACGUGCCAAGAAAGAUUCAGUGGAUGAACAAGAAAUCAUUGACUCUGAAUCAGAGUCCACUAAGCAUGAAAAUUUUCAAAUGCCUGAUACGAAGGACAAUCUGUCUGAUCCUGCUGUUCCGAGCACUUCUGGUUCUGAGAAGUCUCCACGGAGUCCACAACUUUCCGAUUUUGGACUUGAGCGAUACAUGAUAUCCCAAGUUCCAGCAAACCCUCCACAGGCAGUAAAUGACCAUGAAGAAGAGCCAAAAAAUUUAACUCCAUCUUCUAAACAGUCACUAGUUAAAGUACUAAAAACUCCAAAAUGUGCUCUAAAGAUGGAUGAUUUUGAGUGUGUAACUCCUAAAUUAGAACACUUCGGUAUCUCUGACUGUACUGCAUGUUUAAAUGAAGAUUACACAAUGGGACUUAAAAAUAUGAAGGAGAAUAAAUGUGAAGAGGCCAUAGAACCAGAACCAAUGACCAGUGAUAAUUUCUUUACCACUCCUGGCCUCCAGCAGUUGAAAAAAAAUGGUGCCGACUAUACGGAUUCUCCCUUGGCACCUACAUUCUGCACUCCUGGUUUGAAAAUUCCUUCUACAAAGAACAGUACAGCUUUGGUAUAUUACCCAUUAUCAAAAACAAAUAGUUCAUCAAAUGAUUUGGAAAUGAAAGACUGUACAUCAUUAGUUUUAAAUUCAGACAAGUGUUUUGAGAGUUUUGCGGAUCCCUCUUCUCCUGUAAUUUCUUCUUAUGAGAAUCUGUUGAGAACACCUACACCUCCAGAAGUGACUACCAUUCCAGAAGAUAUUCUCCAGAUUUUAUCAAAAUACAACUCAAACCUAGCAACUCCAGUAGCAGUGAAAGCCAUGCCACCCAGCAAAGGGUUCCUCACUAGAUACGAAGGACCGAACAUCCGAGGUGUUGGCAACAAAGAAAAUUGGUGA
This is a messenger RNA of Odobenus rosmarus divergens (Pacific walrus), 1286 nucleotides long. It is a transcript of the gene SKA3, whose product is annotated as spindle and kinetochore associated complex subunit 3. Gene Ontology annotation, biological process: mitotic cell cycle; chromosome segregation. The record is from RefSeq and is a predicted model, not a curated record. The transcript is spliced from 8 exons. Gene Ontology annotation, cellular component: outer kinetochore; spindle microtubule. NCBI's taxonomy places the organism in Eukaryota, Metazoa, Chordata, Mammalia, Carnivora, Odobenidae. The coding region runs from base 51 to 1286 and encodes 411 amino acids.